UCAAAUAUUUUAUGCGAAAUGUAAUUUACAAACAUUGCAACAGCAUGUGUGUUUUUGAAAAUCAUGAUACCUGCUUCGAUUGGACAAGUUUGACAUUUCUUGUAUGGACCUUGUUUACAAACAUUCAUAUUUCGCUGCACGAUGGCCAUCGAGUACAAAGAUUUCUUUCUAAUUUGUCGAUUUUGCUUGUCCCGGGAUGAAUCGCAUCUUAUACCCAUCACAGAAGUCCUAGAUACAUCACUUACUGUAGAUAAUUUACGCAGCUGUACUGGAGUUCAUGUCGAUUCAAUACACACCGAUGGAGACACGAUGCACGUGAUUUGCUUCGACUGUACAAGCAAGCUGAAGAUGUUUGCUGCGUUCCGAAGGAAUUGUAUUAGCAACGAUUACCUAUUUCAUCAACUGUGGCGGGAAUCUCGUACAAACAGUAAAAUUGUUUCCGAUCUUGCUGCGGAAUAUCUGUAUGAUUCUGACGAUGCUCCUUUCGUGGUGGAGUUCCUCGAGGAUGAGAAUAUCGACAGUGAUACCGAUGGUUUACGAUUGACUCAAGAUGCAAACGGUUUUGAUGCCAUAGAAACAGAACAGUCCCCACUAGAAGAGGCAGUCAACUAUGAUGCCAAUAAUUCGGACAAUGAAGCACCAUCGAGCCAACAAAAUAGCAAUGAAAUUCAUCAACAAAGUGUAGCACCAAACACGAUCGAACAGGACGUGUUCGCAGACGAAACCCUUUACUCGGCUAACUCCAUUGAACUGGGUGAACCAUACUCUGACACUGAUGAGACCGAUGUGUUUCAAACUGGAACGAAGUUGACUAAUAGAAACAAAUCUUGUUUAAAAAUCGUUAGAACGAGUGACCGAACGAGUGGCGAUAGUCGCAAUUCUAACAUUGGAAAUAUGUUCUUUCGGCGUACCAGUCAGAAACGAGUAAAGCCACUUUGCGAAACGUGCGGUAAAUUGGUAUAUAAUCUCGCAUCGCAUAUCACAAGCCACACUGAUGAAUUCAACUAUGCGUGUCCGCAUUGUCCUAUCAAAAUGAAACAUUCAUCCUAUCUAGUGCGUCACAUACAAACUGUUCACUUUAAGACGGUAGUUAAAUCUUGCGCUACGUGCAAUAUAGGUUUCACCCAUUACACUACCUACCGAUCGCACAUGUAUACGGAACAUGGUAUCGGGAAGCUACAUGAAUGCCUAGUGUGCGCGAGAAGAUUUCCUGAAGCAUGCAGGCUGAGAAAACAUAUCAAACGAUUUCAUAACACUGAGAAGUACGAUUGUGAGGUUUGUGGCAGCAUAUUUAAAAUGCGCGAACAUCUGCAGAGACACCAAAAGAGGGUCCAUACGAGCGGACAACCCUACAAGUGUAGCCAGUGUCCGAAGCGAUUCAAAUGCGCAAGCUAUAGGAAAAAGCACGAACUAGUUCAUCAUAGUGGUAUUGUUUUGGAAUGUUCAGUUUGUGAUAAAUCAUUUCGAUAUAAAUAUCAGGUUAAUGCACAUAUGAGAAAAAUGCAUCCAGAAGCUAACCGCGAGACCAAAGUAACACAACAAGAAACCAAGAUUGGCUUCAGUGAAACUUCGUACACAGAAUUGAUGGAAUACGAAGCGUAUCUAAUUCCCAUCAACAAAAUAUUGGAUCCCACACUCACGAUCGACGAUGUAGAACGAUUUACUGGAAUACAGUUCAGUACGGAUGACGACGCGUCGUACGCGAUAUGUUUAGAAUGUACUAAUAGUCUGAAAAACUCUGUCGCCUUCCGGACCACCUGCUUGAACAAUGAUUCUCUCUUCCACGAGCUAUGCACUGUUGUGGCUACCGGUACAGAAAGCAUAUACGACGAAACGGUCGAAUAUCUGGAAAGCGAGUUUGAAGAGGAAGAUGACAACGAUUUUGAAAAAGUCGACGAAAAACCUUUCACAGCAUUGUCCGUCGAGCCGUUUUGGAGAGCAAAAAGUAGCCCGCAGCUCAUGUACGAAGAGGAAUACAUUCACGAUAGUCAGGAAGACACUGUAACAAGCAAUUACGAUGAGCAGCUGUCCAACGAGACCGACUUUCCUUACUCUGCUAAUCGUAUCGAACCCGGUGAAUCGGUUUCCGACGAAGACAUGUUUGCACCGAAUUUCUUCUCGCAGCCAAGCUACAAGAAACAGACAAAGAGCCCCAAAGAAACUAUUAAGCAAAUGCUUAAAACUACACCAUUUAGGACAAUACAGUACUUUGUAUCAAAGUAUAAGGAUUCAAAAUGUAUCCUGGAAAACGUGAAGGAGUUAAUUUCACAUUGCCAUUGCGCAUCGAGUGAAUUUUCACGUUUCCCCUGUUUCGAAUCUAAACGAAGGUACACCCUGUGUUUCCAUAUUGGACUUGAAAGUUUUGAAGUGUGUUGUUGUGAUGUUUGCAUGUUUAUUGUUUCCAUUCCAGUGCAAUUGUUGUGUUGUACCUUUAGUAAAGCUAGAUGCUGUGUAAAAAUGUUUGCAAUUUGCCGGUUUUGCUUGAACGAUGACGAGACAGGCCUUCGUCUUAUCACGGAAUCUGAAGAUGAUUCGCUCACUAUCGACGAGAUGGAACUAUUUACAGGAUUACAGCUAAACGACGGGCAGCUCUACUCGUACGCCGUUUGUUACGAAUGUUUAAAGCGUCUAGAAAUGAUGGGCACCUUUCGAGAACUUUGUUUAAGCAAUGAAGCUUACUUCCGACAAAUCUACGCCAUGCACUAUACAAAAGUAGAAUUAGCACCUACGGAAAUUGAGCUUGUGCCUAGUGUUACAUUGGAAGAAGAUAGCGCAGAUAGCAGCACAUCGAUAAUCUCCCGAAACCACUCAUCCCCACGCAGCAAUUUGGACGUUGAAGAGGAAAAGGAUGACUAUUGCUCUGUGCAGAACAGCAUCGAUCCGGUGCAAUCUCUCUUAUCCAAGGAUGACAAACGAGAUGACAAUUACGAGGAACAUUCAACAGAUUCAAUACCAAUAACAUCACCGCCCAAAGCUAAACUUGUACAAGCAAAGAACCAGAGCGUGUAUAAAAACCCGAAUCGAUCGAAGAACGCUAAUACGCAACGGCAACUUUGUAGCAUCUGUGGCAAAAUGGUAACAAACAUAGUGCUACACAUUUCCAGCCACACGAAGGAAGCCAACUACAAAUGUCCACACUGUCCUACGAAGAUGACUCAUCCCGCCAAUCUUAUGCGCCACAUUAAGGCUGUGCAUCUGAAGACGAUCGUAAAAUCGUGCGACUUGUGCGGCAAAGGCUUCACGCACAAAAACACCUACAAAUCUCACAUGCGUUCGCAACACAAUAUCGGAGAAUCCUUCAAGUGUGAAAUGUGCUCUAAGCUUUUCAAGCAUCCCAGUGGUUUGAGAGAUCAUGUCAUACGAUUUCAUACCAGCGACAGCAACUAUGAGUGCGUUUUAUGUGAGAAAAUGUUCAAAACGAAACAGGCGUUGAAGGAACACCAAAAUGUACAUACGGACGAACAACCUUAUUGCUGUAAGCAUUGCCAAAAGCGAUUUAAAAGCAGAAGCGCCAGGAAUGCGCAUCAGGUUACGCACAGUGGCAUUGUAUUUACCUGCAAGUACUGUGAUAAGUCAUAUCGUUACAAAGCUCUACUCAACAUGCACGUUCGAAAAUAUCACCAAUUUCGCACGAGCGAAUAUGACCGUGAUUAAUGCAAAACAGAAU
Molecule: messenger RNA, 3667 nt
Organism: Anopheles funestus (African malaria mosquito)
Lineage: Eukaryota; Metazoa; Arthropoda; Insecta; Diptera; Culicidae
Exons: 10
Coding region: 142-3654 (1170 amino acids)
Biological process (GO): regulation of transcription by RNA polymerase II
Cellular component (GO): nucleus
Molecular function (GO): DNA-binding transcription factor activity; RNA polymerase II cis-regulatory region sequence-specific DNA binding; zinc ion binding
Source: RefSeq, a predicted model, not a curated record